CUUCAGCCGGGAGCCGACUCCUCUGGGCGGCGCUGAGCUCCAGGAGGAGCCGCUGACCAACCAGGACCCGGAGCUCUGCGCCAGCGUCACCGCUUGACGCCCAGAGCCGCAGUUUAAGAGGAGCGGAGCCUCGUGUGGCUGUGACAUUUUCUCCUGAUCAGAGAAGCAGCGACAUGGCCAGAACCAAGCAGACCGCCCGUAAAUCCACCGGAGGCAAAGCCCCCAGGAAGCAGCUGGCCACCAAGGCGGCCAGGAAGAGCGCCCCGGCCACCGGCGGCGUGAAGAAGCCUCACCGCUACAGGCCCGGUACCGUGGCUCUCAGAGAGAUCCGCCGCUACCAGAAGUCCACGGAGCUGCUGAUCCGCAAGCUGCCCUUCCAGCGGCUGGUCCGGGAGAUCGCUCAGGACUUCAAGACCGACCUGCGCUUCCAGAGCUCGGCCGUCAUGGCGCUGCAGGAGGCCAGCGAGGCUUACCUGGUGGGUCUCUUCGAGGACACCAACCUGUGCGCCAUCCACGCCAAGAGGGUCACCAUCAUGCCCAAAGACAUCCAGCUGGCCCGCCGCAUCCGCGGAGAGAGAGCUUAGAGGCCGCAGGCAGCUCCACCACACAAAGGCUCUUUUAAGAGCCACCGACUCCUUCAUCUGAGAGCUUUGUCCUCAUUUAUUACAAUCAA
This is a messenger RNA of Fundulus heteroclitus (mummichog), 673 nucleotides long. Its product is annotated as histone H3. The transcript has a single exon. NCBI's taxonomy places the organism in Eukaryota, Metazoa, Chordata, Actinopteri, Cyprinodontiformes, Fundulidae. Gene Ontology annotation, cellular component: nucleosome. The coding region runs from base 174 to 584 and encodes 136 amino acids. The record is from RefSeq and is a predicted model, not a curated record. Gene Ontology annotation, molecular function: protein heterodimerization activity; DNA binding; structural constituent of chromatin.